Nothoprocta perdicaria is the source of this 1665-nucleotide messenger RNA. It is a transcript of the gene OGFRL1, whose product is annotated as opioid growth factor receptor like 1. Gene Ontology annotation, molecular function: opioid growth factor receptor activity. The transcript has 7 exons. NCBI's taxonomy places the organism in Eukaryota, Metazoa, Chordata, Aves, Tinamiformes, Tinamidae. The record is from RefSeq and is a predicted model, not a curated record. Gene Ontology annotation, cellular component: membrane. The coding region runs from base 1 to 1434 and encodes 477 amino acids.
AUGGGCGGCCUGCUGAGCGGCGUCAGCUUCAAGGAGCCCACCACGGUGGAGGACUGCGACUCCACCUGGGAGACCGACUCCGAGCCCGAGGCGCCGCGGCCCGACGGCCCCGAGGCGGCCGAGCCGCUGCCCGCCGCCGCGGAGGAGACUCCCCCGCCGCCGCCGCAGGACGAGGGGGAGCGGGCGGAGCAGGACGGCGCCGGCCCCGAGCAGAGUGGUGAUGCAACUGAGCUCACAGCCAAGCCAAAGAGAAGCUUCUAUGCAGCGAGAGAUCUCUACAAGUACCGACACCAGUACCCACAGAACUUUAAAGAUCUUCGAUAUCAAAAUGACCUGUGUAAUCUCCGGUUUUACAAAAAUAAAAUCCCCUUUAAACCUGAUGGGGUUUAUAUUGAAGAAGUCCUAAACAAGUGGAAAGGAGACUAUGAAAAACUGGAACAUAACCACACUUACAUACAGUGGCUUUUCCCUCUGCGGGAGCAAGGUCUCAACUUCUAUGCUAAGGAACUAACUACGUAUGAAAUUGAGGAAUUCAAGAAGACAAAAGAAGCAAUUAGGAGAUUUGUUUUGGCUUACAAAAUGAUGCUGGAGUUUUUCGGGAUAAAGCUAGUUGAUAAAACUGGAAAUGUAGCACGAGCUGCAAACUGGCAAGAAAGAUUCCAACAUUUGAAUGAAUCUCAGCACAAUUACUUGAGGAUCACUCGAAUUCUCAAAAGCCUUGGUGAACUUGGAUACGAGAGCUUCAAAUCCCCCUUGGUAAAAUUUAUUCUUCACGAAGCUCUUGUGGAAGAUACCAUCCCAAAUAUUAAGCAAAGUGCUCUGGAAUAUUUUGUGUACACUAUUAGAGACCGAAGAGAAAGGAGGAAGCUCCUGAGAUUUGCCCAGCAACAUUAUACACCUUCUGAGCAUUUUAUCUGGGGACCACCAAGGAAACAGAAGUCAGAAGGAGGCAAAGCAAAUAAAAAGCCAGCAUCUCCUGCUGCUGUUCACAACAGUUGCAUUUCCAAGCAUAAAAAACCGAAAGAUUCUAAGAAUAUAUCCACRAGUGGAAGCUCAGCUAGUAAAGCAGUUGAAGAAAAGAAGGUAGAACCCACAAAAAAUGGGGAAGGAAAUGAGCAGGAUGAACAAGAAGUGAACUGUGAUGCUGUUAGGCAGAACAGCAGUGAAAAGAGCAGUGAUGCUGAUACGACUCAGCAUUCAACAUCAGAAGAAAUUCCUGAUACGUCAGACAAAAAGGAGGACACUUCUUAUUCCGGAAAAGAUGAUGGAAAUCAGAACAAUGACUGUGGAGGUCCUCCAGGUACUACAGAUAAGUCCUUAUGUGACAGCGAGGAUUGUUUGAAUAAUGUGUCAGCAGAUCCACAAGACAGCCUUGAUAAGGACACGCUUUCAGGGGAGAGCGACACACAAAACAAAGAUGAGAUAAAGUCAUGAAUCUGCAGUUAAAACCUGUUGUUUUGUUUUGAGUGAAGCGAAUUAUUCACUGCUCCUUCAUUUUGGGUGACACUUCCAUCYGGCGUAUAAAAGUUCAGGAGACCUUGUUGCAUAUGAAUGCAUCUCUUAAAUUUGUAUUUUUUUUUAACCUCCACUUAUCAGAUGUAAAACAGGUAUGAGUAUUUCAAACAGUUGUGUAAGUUCAAAGCUUAGAAUCCAUUAUAUUUUCCA